Messenger RNA from Penicillium oxalicum, 1011 nucleotides. Its product is annotated as putative short-chain dehydrogenase/reductase family protein. The record is from RefSeq and is a predicted model, not a curated record. Bases 1 to 1011 code for a protein of 336 amino acids. Lineage: Eukaryota; Fungi; Ascomycota; Eurotiomycetes; Eurotiales; Aspergillaceae. The transcript is spliced from 2 exons.
AUGGCGGGGCUUUUACGAUUACUGAAGAUGCAGUACACCUUACCUGCGGACCCUCUCACCUCAUUCGCUGGCAAGACUGUGCUGUUGACCGGCGCGACUUCGGGACUGGGCUAUGAGGCGGCAGUUAAGCUUCUCAAUCUCGGCGUGGACUCUUUGAUCAUUGGAAGCCGCAAUAUGGAACGUGGCAAUCGAGUCAAGCACGAGCUCGAGACCCGUACCAAUCGACCCAACACCGUCCAGGUGUGGGAGCUUGAGAUGAGCAGUUUCCAAAGUGUAAAAAAAUUUGCAAGCCGUGCCAACACCGAGCUGAAACGGCUGGAUGUUGCGCUCCUCAAUGCCGGAUUGUGGAAUCGUGAGUAUCGACAAUCCCCCGAGCACUGGGAAGAGACCUUGCAGGUCAAUACCUUGUCAACAUCGUUAUUGGCGAUGCUGCUUCUGCCCAAGCUCAAAGAGAGCUCAACCGAGGCCGAACCGACGCAUCUUGGGGUUGUCUCGAGCCAACAAUUUGCACAGGUCAAGGCCGAGAGCUUGCGGACUGACGGUCCGCUACUGGAGCAUUUGAAUUCUCCGCAGCGGUUCCAUGGACCUAAACAGUAUGGUAUAUCCAAAUUGCUACUGGAGUAUAUGAUGAAGACCAUUGCUGGAUUGGUGCGUGAGGACAAUGGAUCCGUCCCCGUGAUUGUCAACACCAUCAGUCCUGGCCUGUGUCGAUCUGCUCUGGGUCGACAGUACGAUCGGUUCUAUGAGCGAUGGCUGGUUUGGAUCAUGUAUAAGCUCUUUGCACGGACGACUGAGCAGGGUAGUCGCUUAUUGGUGACUGGAAUUUUGCAAGGCGCAGAGGCGCAGGGCAAGUGCUGGCGGAAUGACGGGUAUCUGGACGAAUCCCGAGCAUUGACCACCAACGAAGAAGGCAAGGCUUUUCAAGCAAAAGCGUGGAGGGAAAUCUCGUUGGUCCUGGAGCACGAGGCCGCAGAGAUACGCGUUCUCACGCAGCAACCCCUCGGUACCUGA